AUCAAGACCCUCCGUGGGUAUAGUUUUCACACUUGCGAAUAAGGUUUUUCCUUUCUGGAGUUGAGCCCUUUCCCUCUACACGCCGUCGCCUCCGAUCACAUUUAUCACCGGUCGCAGUGCACUGGAGUCGAAAAUUUCUGAUUUCUGCACAAAAAUGAAUUUCUUAAACUCAGCAGCAUCCUUAUGCAGAAGAGUUAGUUUGAGGGAACUUAUCACCGAGGUUCCUGCUUACGGUGGCAGUGGCAUCUCCGAUUGUUCUUCAAGUGGGUUGAGUUUGGUGUUAAAGCGUUGGGCUACUAAGAAAACCGCCGGUUCCACCAAGAACGGACGUGACUCUAAGCCCAAGAAUCUCGGCGUCAAGAAGUUCGGAGGAGAGAAUGUGAUACCGGGAAACAUAAUAGUCCGUCAACGUGGAACUCGUUUCCAUCCGGGAGACUAUGUCGGGAUUGGGAAGGACCAUACUCUGUUUGCAUUGAAGGAAGGACGAGUCAGGUUCGAGAAAAACAAGAUCACUGGACGCAAAUGGAUUCAUGUUGAUCCUAAGGGAGGUCAUGUUCUUCACCCUAUCUACACUAAAGCGGCAAUGGCCAAGUCCACUACGGUGGAGACAGCUUCGUCGUCCUGAAAAGAGAUUGGUUCAACAAUCUAAAGGUGUCUUUUGUCAGAUAACAUCUUCUGUUGACUAGAAGAUUGUGAUACUUGUACCUUAGAAGUUAGAACAGCAAACAAUCAAUUCAAUAACAUCUGCUGUUUUGUCUCCUCUUUAGUAGUACAACAAUGUAUCCAGUACUCUCCUCGCUCUUUUUUGCUAGUGAAAUUAUCACUAAGGUUUUGAUA
Messenger RNA from Raphanus sativus (radish), 837 nucleotides. RefSeq lists its product as uncharacterized. Gene Ontology annotation, molecular function: structural constituent of ribosome. The coding region runs from base 155 to 625 and encodes 156 amino acids. The record is from RefSeq and is a predicted model, not a curated record. Gene Ontology annotation, biological process: translation. The transcript is spliced from 4 exons. NCBI's taxonomy places the organism in Eukaryota, Viridiplantae, Streptophyta, Magnoliopsida, Brassicales, Brassicaceae. Gene Ontology annotation, cellular component: ribosome.